AAAAUUAUGUAUAUUAUUAUUACAUGGCAGCAUAAUAGUGGUCACUGAUUUCACUGUAACGAUACAAACCGUGGAGAAUAUACUCAAAUCAAUCUCAAGUAGAAACCCUAAACCCUUACUAAACCCUAUUUCAUUUAAUCCAGAACUCUGAAACAGAGGAAGAUGGUGUUCUCCGCGAUUCUCCGCAAAUCGGCGACCAAUUUGGCUCCACUGGCUACUCGAAUCGCCCGGGUAAGCCAUAGAAAUUACGUUGCUUCCCUCUUUCCUGCAUUAAAUCACGAUAUCAAUUGUUUCCACAAAAAACCCAUUUUUGUUCCACAAUACUAUUCUACUGCUGCUGAUGCUAAGAAGCCGAGCUCGAGCGAGUUGCUUCUCCGAGUCAUUGACUCAGAGAUCAAGGUGGCUCAGGAAACCGAUGAUCAUGAACGGGUUGAAGAGAUUCCAAAAGAUUUCCCUUUCAAGAUUGAUGAUAAUCCAGGGCAACAAAGUGUAAUUCUAACAAGACAAUAUGAAGGUGAACUUGUGAAGGUUGAAGUUCACAUGCCUGAUCUUGUUACAGGGGAAGAUAAUGAGAUUGACAAUGACACUGAUGAUAUUGAGAAACCAACUCGAUCUAGCCUCCCAUUAAUUGUUACUGUCUCUAAACGAAGUGGAACUUCUCUUGAAUUUGGAUGCGUUGCUUACCCUGAUGAGAUUGCAAUUGAUAGCUUCUCGGUUAAAAAUCCAGAAACUUCUGAAGAUCAAAUUGCCUAUGAGGGGCCUAACUUCCACAAUUUGGAUGAGAAAUUAAAGAAUGCUCUUCACAAGUACCUGGAGAUUAGGGGAAUAAAGCCCAGCACAACCAAUUUCCUCCACGAGUAUAUGAUUAACAAAGACAGUCGGGAAUUCAUGGGUUGGUUGAAGAACCUCAAGACUUUUAUUGAAGCAUGAACAUUUAUUUCUACAAUUUUUUUUCUUUGCUUUGUAGAAUUCAACUGCUAGAAUACUUUGACGAUUUCAUAGUAGUUCUACUCUCUUUGUGAAGUGUAUGCAAUUCUCUUGAGAGAAGUUCAUUGAAUACCAAGAAUAUAUAUCUUUUUGUAGGUGUUACAGUUACAAAUGAAUUUUGGAUAGUAUUGCAUUUA
Molecule: messenger RNA, 1124 nt
Organism: Jatropha curcas
Lineage: Eukaryota; Viridiplantae; Streptophyta; Magnoliopsida; Malpighiales; Euphorbiaceae
Cellular component (GO): mitochondrial matrix
Source: RefSeq, a predicted model, not a curated record